GCAAAUCUCUUCUUUUGUAAGAGUGCACAUUCGGAGCUUUAAAAAAAUUUAAAAGCCAAUGAAGCAUCGCACACAAACAUUAUCGGCAGCAAAGCAGCUGAUCCGAGCCGAGUUGGUAAACAACGCUGUAUAGAUGGUGGGGGGUUGCCACCAACUUUAAAUAUAAGGGAGUAGCCAUCUUUUAUCCUCGGCGACAGACUGGCAGACGGAAUACACACACACAGUGCGCAGCGCGAGAGAAAAGAUUGUUCGAACGCCUCGCGGCUCUCAGCUCUCUCGGAUCAGCUGGUUUUUCCUCGUCCCUCCAAAAAGCACGAUUCCCUCACCUGGACUGGAAGCUUCUCGACGUGACACUCUUAUCCAGAUGACGUCCGUCGAUCAGUGCCAUUGAGAGCUGCCACGACCGGGAGCAGGAUUGAUAAUCCGGCAUUUUUUACUAGUCUGAAAGCUCUGGCUGACCUGAGCUUUUUCGCAUGCUCAGACUAGAGUCUGACAAUGGGUAACGCAGGCAGCAACCAGCCUGUAAGCCAUCAUCAUAGUGCCAGCUCGCAUCGAGAAGUGCAUAACAGGCACAGCAAGGAACACCAUCCACCACCGUCCCCUGGCAAGGAUGGACAGGCCUUUGUAUUUGAUAAGAAGCCUAAUAAGAACAUCGUCUUUCAAUCCUCAAACGAAGAGGAAGAGCCAUAUUUUACAAAGAAAGAUGUUAAGGAGGUCCCCAAUUACCAUGGUGCAAGACCUCGCUCUAAUACAGUCUCCGAGGGAACUACAAAGCCUACUGACAGAAAGGUGUUACCGACUGUGUUCAAAUGGGAAGGUGGUGGCAAACAAGUGUUUAUAAGUGGUACUUUUAAUGACUGGAAAACAUUACCCAUGGUGAAAAGCCAUGGAGAUUUUGUUACUAUUAUAGAUCUGCCUGAAGGCGAGCACCAGUACAAAUUUUUCGUUGAUGGAGAAUGGAGGCACGACCCUGGCCUUAAAAUGGUUGACAAUGGAAUGGGUUCCAAAAAUAACUGUGUAUCAGUGAGAAAGUCAGACUUUGAAGUCUUCCAAGCAUUGGCAAAAGACAGUGAAGGAAUCAUCAGUAGUGCUCAAACAGAAUACGGCCAAGAAUUGCCACCACAUAAACCUUGGGAAAAAACGCCUGGGCCUCCGAUUCUGCCACCACACCUGCUUCAAGUUAUUCUCAACAAAGACACACCUUUAUCGUGUGAACCUACGCUGCUACCGGAACCGAAUCAUGUAAUGUUAAAUCACCUCUAUGCAUUAAGUAUUAAAGAUAGUGUGAUGGUGCUCUCGGCGACUCACCGCUACCGCAAAAAAUACGUGACAACGCUGUUGUACAAGCCAAUCUAAUUCAAACGAAUUCAUCGCAUUCAUUCCCAGCCUGAGAAAUUGCUUAGCUAAUAAAGUAUGAUAGGGGUCAAAGAGGAGAGAAAGUGAAAUAUAGAGAAUCUGCCCUAAGGAAAUUUUUUUAGAUAUACCUAAAUGGUGUGACAUGAGAUAAAAAGGGUCCGAUUUGUGGUUCGUGGAUCGAUUAUUAUACCUCGAAUUGUAACAUAUGUAAUUAUUUAUUAAAGUAAUAGUUUCGAAUUAAA
Messenger RNA from Nasonia vitripennis (jewel wasp), 1598 nucleotides. RefSeq names its product 5'-AMP-activated protein kinase subunit beta-2 (gene alc). Gene Ontology annotation, cellular component: cytoplasm; nucleus; nucleotide-activated protein kinase complex. The transcript is spliced from 6 exons. The record is from RefSeq and is a predicted model, not a curated record. Bases 496 to 1356 code for a protein of 286 amino acids. Lineage: Eukaryota; Metazoa; Arthropoda; Insecta; Hymenoptera; Pteromalidae. Gene Ontology annotation, molecular function: protein kinase binding. Gene Ontology annotation, biological process: signal transduction.